Colletotrichum truncatum is the source of this 1143-nucleotide messenger RNA. RefSeq lists its product as uncharacterized. The record is from RefSeq and is a predicted model, not a curated record. NCBI's taxonomy places the organism in Eukaryota, Fungi, Ascomycota, Sordariomycetes, Glomerellales, Glomerellaceae.
AUGUUGAUUUUUGCUUUACUCAUCUUCUCGGCGACUGCUGCAAACUUGGGUUCAGCCCAGGAUGCGGCACCCGCGAAAGGUACCAUAAGUGGUCUAGUCUCCGACCCAGCUGCACAAGUCGGCGUCUUGAGAACGGAGAAGAAAUCAUUACGGAAACAGAUUAUGAGCAUUCAUCGUGGCCAACAAAACGAUACAACGGCGGCUCUGAUACAGAUAGGAGACUGCCAAUUUAGAGCGUGGGACGAGAUUUACAUCAUCGAUUUCCUUCAAGAACAACUAGACGCCUUGUCAACCACCGACCACUGUUGGAUUAUCAAGGGUGUCGGUGGAUUGAAGGAGUUGUUGCACCGAAAUAUUACGGCGAAUCCUCUAAACAACGUCACAAUACCAACCUGUGUGCCUCUGAACAUUACCAGCGGCGGCAACACGUUUUCGAUUAACCUUUCGGCACACUCAUACAAAGUAAAUGGGGUACACGAGGACGUCUUCGUCAUCCUGACAUAUGUCCAUCUUGUUUCAAUGACUGCGGCGUUCUUUCUCGCCUAUCCAGUUAUUCUCGUUCUAGCAUCAACCCCUAGUCUGUGCGUUAUGAUUGACAGACCUCUUGACGAGCUCACGAAAGCGAAGGUUGAGCGAUGGCAGAUGAUAUUUCAAUCUUUCGUAUUUGCCCCUCUGGUUAUUGCAGGAUUGGUAACUGGCAUCAUUGCCAUGGGGGAGUCUGAACAUGCCAGAACACAGCACGGUAUCAUUGGCUUUGUUACCAUAGCCUUGGCAGCGAUUUCUGUGCCCUUAUACCUCUACCAACGAUACCUCAGCUUCCGGCCAGAAUUGUCGUUCAACAUGUUUCGAAGACUUAAAUUUAUCAAUGCCUUAGACUUCACCAUCUGCCAAGCCAUCUUGAUAAUUUCAGGUUUUGCUCUCCCGGACGGCAUUGACGACUUCGGUAUUAUGACAUUAUGCGGUACCAAUACUGUAUCAACCUCAUUAAUAUUCUCUUUGGGCAUGAUAGUUUCCUUUGUGUGGAAUUGCGCCAUGGCCACGAUGACGGUUCAGUGGCUUCUCGAGCAAAGAGUCAGAGGUGGCAGUAUUCGUGACAGGGCUCCGCCGUGGAUGUUGAAGGUUCUGCGCAAAAGGUCGAAUUGA